AUGCGCGCCGCGAGCUGGGCGCUGCUUCUGCAGCUGCUCCUGCUGCGGCUGGCCGCGGCGGCUGCUCAGGAGGCCGACUACGACUACGACGUGUCGCAGCAUCAGAACUGCGUGCCGUUAGGCUCCCGCACGGUGGAGAUUCGGUGCAAGUUAGAAGACGAUAGCGUGGCCGUGUGCCGCGGUCGAGACUGGGAGGAAUCAGACGACGUUCCGACGCUGCGCAUAGGCCUCCGCGACGCCGGUGCCGUCUCCUGCGCCUCUCUGUUGACGAUCGAGAGGGGCAGCUACCCAAUCUGUUACGAGCGUCUCAGCUUCCGCAACUUCACCGUUGGCUGGGCUGAAAUUUACUCUGAUGACGUUUCAGAGGACUGGAACCUCGUGGUCGACGUAAACCUGUUGUCUGUUAUUGGGGCCAUGAAACAACUGGAAUACGACAGCUCAUUCGAUGAGUUCUGGAAUUUCACAAACGCAGAGUUCAGUGCUGAGAGUGGCUUCCUGACCGCAGUCACUUUCAAUGAAAAGGUGGUCAAGCCGCGGCCCUGUCUCAUAUCGCUGGGUAACAUCCACAAUUUGGGCGGUACCAGUGUCGAGGAACUGAGUCUUUAUAACAACAAGGUCAGCCCCACAAAUCUCACGUUUGGACCAAUGCCAAAGCUAAGGAUACUGCGUCUUGUCCACUGUUCUUUAUUGGAUUUUCCGGAUGAUGCGCACAUCCAGAUGCCGGCGCUGGAAGAACUGGACCUGGCAGACAACACGCUGUUGACGGUACCGGCGGCCAUUGCGGGUAUGAAGAAGCUGAAAACGCUGAACCUGUCCAGGUCGCGCGUGCAGCGGCUCGCGGGCCAGCUGCCGCAUCUUCCGCAGCUGAUGGAACUCACGCUCCGCAACACGUUCCUGUGCUGCCUGCACCAAGAGCAGGACGCCUUCCAGGGGGUCCCGAAUCUGGUGUUCCUUGACAUCUCGCAGAACCAGCUGACCUCCCUGGGAGCGGCACUGCGUGGACUCCACCACCUGCAAGUCCUCGACGCCUCAGACAACCAGCUGACCGAAUACCCGGAGCUGCAGCUCCAGAGCCAGGUGGCGCUGACUUUUGCUCACAACCGCCUUAGCACUAUACCACACUGCAGCCAGUUUGGAAGUAGCAGCAGCCAUCUGGCGUUGGACCUACACGACAACCAAAUAUCUCACUGGGAUGGAGGUCCUAACAUCCUGAGGUGCGUGGACUCGCUGAACCUGGCGAACAACUCGCUGGCGAAUAUCGACGCGAACAUGCUCGCCAGCCUCGACGUUCUGAAAACUGUGUGGCUGAGCGAGAACCCCCUGCACUGCGACGGGUGCGCGUUUCAGCAGUUUCGCGAGUGGCUGCGGACGACGCAGGUGGAGGUGAGAGCGGUGGGCGUCCCCACAGAGGCGGCGACGUCGCUGCGCUGCGCCACACCCCCAGCCUUCCGGGGCAUGUCUGUGGAGGCGGUGGCGCUGGUCGGCGACCUGGACGAGUGCGCUGCCGACUACUCGGCCGAUUCGAGGCGGCGCGAGCCGCUGCUAGCGGUCGGCCUCUCGCUGGGGGCGGCGCUUCUGGUGCUGCUCUCGGCCGCCGUCGGCGUCUGCUACCGUUACCGCUUCGAGCUCGCCUACAGCGCUCACCUCCUGCGGCUGCGAGCCCGGGCCCGCAGCAGCCGUCGCAAGGGGCGCGGCGUUGCUGACGACGUCUUCCUGUUCGACGCUUUCAUCUUGUACAGCGGGAGCGAUCAGUCGUGGGUGGGGGGCACUCUGGUGCCCCUGCUCGAAGGCCAGCCGGACUACCGCGUCUGUCUGCAUGAGCGAGGACUCGACAGUGGCGCCACCAACCACAACUUAUCUCACCUGAUGGACUGCAGCCGCCACGUCAUCAUCGUGCUGUCCAAGAGCUUCCUCAGCAGCAGGUGGUGCCUAUGGGAGAUGGCCUUGGCGAACCACCGCACGCUGGAUCCAUCGCAGCGUGACUACGUCAUCCUGCUGGAGCUGGAGCCGCUGGAACGCUCGGCGUUGCCGCGGCAGCUGCGCUUCAUAAUGGACACCCGCACCUACCUGGAGUGGCACAAGCCGGGCGACCCGCAGUACGCGGAGCAGGCGUUCCACAGGCUGCAGCAGGCGCUCGGCCCACCUGUCUCUCCCACUCGCAACCCUCGCUGAUGUCUACAUUCGACGAGAGACGGAAGUCUGAGUAAUGGCUCUCGCCAAUGGCCCUAAGUUUUGCCUUCAGAUUUAGCUACAAUAAAAUUCCCCAGUCUGUACUGCUGCAUCGCUGUGUCAAACACGCCCACAUUUCAGCCACUACAGCAGUUUGCACAAGUAAUAAUGACGUUUCGCAGCACUGAUUAACUGUCGGUAAAUCUCACAACACACGCCAUGUAAUUUUA
Molecule: messenger RNA, 2399 nt
Organism: Schistocerca piceifrons (Central American locust)
Lineage: Eukaryota; Metazoa; Arthropoda; Insecta; Orthoptera; Acrididae
Product: toll-like receptor 4
Exons: 6
Coding region: 1-2172 (723 amino acids)
Biological process (GO): toll-like receptor signaling pathway; inflammatory response; immune response
Cellular component (GO): membrane
Molecular function (GO): protein binding; transmembrane signaling receptor activity
Source: RefSeq, a predicted model, not a curated record